CCGGCCUCAGAUUGUCGGUAUAUCCCAAAAAGCGAGAAAAGCCGACAAAACCCGUUCUUUCACAGACACUUUUGCCGUAGCCCUCAUCCUGCGUCGUGAUUGAGUUUUUCAGGGCAAAGAAGACGGAUCGGAUUUACAGUACCAACUAGAAAGUCCAGUUCGACCAAGCGAGAUGUCACAGGAGCAUGACAAUAAGCGUGCGGUCCUGGUACUGCAGAAUGAGCCAGGCUAUGGUCAGCGCCGGAACUUCACCACAGAGGACGAGGCCUGGAAGUCCUUUCUGGAGAACCCGCUGACUGCCGCCACAAAGGCCAUGAUGAGCAUCAAUGGAGAUGAGGACAGCGCUGCUGCUCUGGGCCUGCUCUACGACUACUAUAAGGUGCCCCGGGAGAAGAGAACAAUAUCCCAGACCAAGACCGAUGUGAUGGGCUCUGAUGUGGAUCCUAACAAAAGACACCUGAUGCUUCCUCUCCAGGAGUCCCCCAUGGCGUCAGACAGCAGGAUCCAGGUCCUGAAGGGCCCCUUCAACAUCCUCCUCCCCAACCAGUUGGCCCAGGACAAGAGGUUAUCCUUUCCCCCUCCCGACACCACAGUGACCGUCUCCAUAGCAGCCAUGCCAAACUACCCGGUGAAGACCGAGGUGCCCUCGAGUGGCUUCUCCGUGACGGUGCCCAACCACUGCGGAGGCGAGCAGGACGGCCAUGCUUCCAUGUUCGAGCGGCAGCUCGCCCAGAGCGGAUCUCACCCCCACAGCCACAGCCAGUUCAGCCCCAACACCCAGCCACGCACGCCCGACUCCACCUUCACCGAGGGCUUCAAGGACGGUUCCCAGGAGGUGUUCCCGUUCCCAGGGGAUCUCCAGUUACGCAUGGCCUCCAUCACGCCCGAGGACUACAGUGUGUUUGACACCGUGCAGGGGGAUAACUUUGAGUACACUCUGGAGGCGUCCAAGUCUCUGCGUCAGAAGACGGGUGACGGAACCAUGACCUACCUCAACAAGGGACAGUUCUACCCCAUCACACUCAGGGAGAUUCCAAACAGCAGUGGCCUGCACCACCCCAUCACCAAAGUCAGGAGUGUGGUGAUGGUUGUGUUUGGGGAGGAGAAGUGCAGAGACGACCAGCUCAAACACUGGAAGUACUGGCACUCCCGACAGCACACGGCCAAACAGAGGUGUCUGGACAUUGCAGACUACAAGGAGAGCUUCAACACCAUCAGCAACAUUGAGGAGAUCUCCUACAAUGCCAUCUCCUUCACUUGGGACAUGAACGAGGAGGCCAAGAUCUUCAUCUCAGUGAACUGCCUGAGCACAGACUUCUCGUCCCAGAAGGGGGUGAAGGGUUUGCCUCUGAAUCUGCAGAUUGACACCUACAGCUACAACACCCGCAGUAACAAGCCCAUCCACCGGGCCUACUGCCAGAUCAAGGUGUUCUGUGACAAGGGAGCCGAGAGGAAGAUCAGGGACGAGGAGCGCAAGCAGUCCCGCCGGAAGGGCAAGGCCACAGACCUCAACGCCACCCUCGGCAACUUUGUGGACGUCAAAGUGCCCCUCCUUCAGAAGCGCAAUGAUGUCACCGUCUUCAAGAUGAUGACGGACUUUGAGACCCAGCCAGUCCUGUUCAUCCCAGACAUGCACUUCUCCAACUUCCAGCGCCAUCCUUUCUCUUCAGAAGAUGGUGAGGACAGCUCUGGAAUGAAGAGGCCAUACACUGAGGAGGAGUUUGGGUCCGCUCCUAACAAGCUGGCCAGACUAGAUGAGCCAAAGAAAGUCCUGUUGUACGUGCGUAAGGAGACGGAGGAAGUGUUUGACGCUGUCAUGUUGAAGAACCCAACCCUGAAAGGCUUGGUGGAAGCUAUUUCAGAAAAAUAUGAAUUGCCAUUGGAUAAAGUGGGGAAGGUCUACAAGAAAUGCAAGAAAGGGAUUCUGGUCAACAUGGAUGACAACGUUAUCAGGCACUACUCCAAUGAAGACACCUUUCAGAUAUCCAUGGAGGAACUGGGGGGAAUGUUCAAGCUCACCCUCACAGAGAUCUAAUUGGCCCAGAGGUGAAGACACGUGACUCUCCUUAGUCCAAUUAGAUGAAGGUAUUGGAGAGGUGGGCAUCCAAUCAGUGAAGACUUGUGGUUUACAUACCUAGCUACUAUGCCAUAAGCCCACACAACAAAAAUAGACAGGACUUUGUCUCGACAGUUAAUAGUCAUUAAUACAAUGUGAUAGUGAAUGCUAUUCAAUAACAUCACUCACACCAAGAGCAUUUGCUGUGGAUACAGUAUGUACAGGAUUGACAUUGAUUCCUUUUUUUGUUGUUGGUACUUUUGUAAAGAUUUUGUGAUAGUUUUGUUUUAUAAACGUAAUGCAUGUUAGUUCUUUUGUUCUGUACAGGAUGUUGUGUGGCUAUACCUCAUGCUAUGCAAACACGUUCUCAUUUUCUUUGUAUUGUAAUGGAAUAUGUCUGAUAGAGAGACAGGUGGCACUGCCACUGUUCUGAUAGGUGAUGUUGCAUGUACAUAUAGCAUGCUAUCUCCUCUGCUCAUUUGCUCUCUCCCCGUCUGAAGCCAUAGCACUGACAAUGUCAUUCUUGUAAUUAAUGGGAUUCUUAGCACACAAAUUGACACACUGCACACAGGUAUUGUGUUGAACCUUAAGCAGACUGUGUGAACUCCCUAAGUUCAGUGUAUUGAUUCCACUAUAAACAUGAGUGUUUAGUGUGUAAACUGACUGGCUAUCUGGCUGUUGGGACCAUGUACUACAUGUUCCAUGUUUUUGUUGUGUUAAAACCAAGAUUAUACUAUAGAUGGAAUUGGGAUUGAUGUGGGGGCAGUCAUUUUGCUAAGAACCAUUUAGAACAUGGCCUUGAUGUAAGUAUUAAGAGAAAGUUUGUAUCUACCACUAACUCCCAUACUGAUAAUGUUCUGGAGAUCUAAUCCUCUUGGUCUGCGAUUUAAGUGCAAUAUGAUAUUUAAGCUCAGACAACUAGAUUGACAGUUUUCUUUUUCAUGUUUGAGCCUUUUAAAUACAUAUCAAAUGACAAAACAUGAUACUGACCUUUAAACAUCUUGAAAAACAUCUUGUAUUUUCACAGGUUUCUUUUUGUAUUAAAGUACUUAAUGUGUUUAUAUUUAUUAAGCCAUGGGGGUGGGUUCUUUUUUUAUUUUAUUUUUUUACAGUAUACAAAAAUAUAUAUUACUAUUAUUCUUAAUAUAACGUUUUUAUAUUACAUUUUCCUACAAUUCAAGCAUAGUAUUUACAGCAACCGUGAGAGAGAAAUGUUACUUGUAUGCGUGCAUUAUUGAACAUGUGUUUUUAGCGGAGAAGAUAAGAGGUGUCUCCUGUAUGUAAUCUAAAGUGUCCAAUAAAAGCUGCAAUAGCUUG
Hypomesus transpacificus is the source of this 3373-nucleotide messenger RNA. RefSeq names its product grainyhead-like transcription factor 1 (gene grhl1). The record is from RefSeq and is a predicted model, not a curated record. Gene Ontology annotation, biological process: regulation of transcription by RNA polymerase II. Gene Ontology annotation, cellular component: nucleus. Gene Ontology annotation, molecular function: RNA polymerase II cis-regulatory region sequence-specific DNA binding; DNA-binding transcription activator activity, RNA polymerase II-specific. The coding region runs from base 173 to 2035 and encodes 620 amino acids. The transcript has 15 exons. Lineage: Eukaryota; Metazoa; Chordata; Actinopteri; Osmeriformes; Osmeridae.